Uranotaenia lowii is the source of this 1221-nucleotide messenger RNA. Its product is annotated as protein hemingway-like. Gene Ontology annotation, biological process: spermatogenesis. The record is from RefSeq and is a predicted model, not a curated record. The coding region runs from base 258 to 914 and encodes 218 amino acids. The transcript is spliced from 4 exons. NCBI's taxonomy places the organism in Eukaryota, Metazoa, Arthropoda, Insecta, Diptera, Culicidae.
ACCUCAUUCUCGAAUCUGCUCCUAGGAACUGGUGCUGCUGCUGGAAAGAGUUGAUUGAAGUUCACGUUUCACAGGGCUCAAAAGUUUCAGGAAAAUUUUCACCUUUAGCAGACUAGACAACAAGGAUAGGCUUUCUCCUCCUGUCUUAUCAGAGCAGACGAAUCUCUCCCCGGGACGGAAGACGAGCGGAGGCGUCCUGAUUUUUAUUGUGUCGAUUAGUUCAAGUUUACGGUGAUUAAUUGAAGACCAUAAUCAUAAUGGCAGCGAAAGGCAAAAAGGGGAAAGCUAACUUGGUAACCACGGUCCAGGAACUUCCGGUUUCAAGGUCCCCUUCCGGUGAAAGCUCUUCCAGCAGUUGGGAUAAGUCGCCACCAAUUAUGAACUCAAUCAGGUUGAAGCCACGGAAGCAACUGUUGGGUCGUUCCGAGCUCGGCGGACUAAGUUCCCGAUCAUCCUCUUCCUGUUCCGGUCAAGAGGAUCGUUAUCGGCUGCAUGGAUCGGAUGGCUUUGAGGUGGAAUUGCUCAGUUCCGAACCGGAAGAUUACGACGAAAGUGGCCAUCUGUUCCACAUGGAUAUUAUGAAAAGCAGCUUGAGCGACAUUUCUUAUUCGUCAACCCAACGGCUCAGCUCUGGACGACCGAAGGCUCGGAAUCAGAACAUUUCCUUCUCGAGGGAACGGGUUCGAGAAAUCGAGAGGCACAACCAAAUUUUGCUGCAGCGGAUCAUGAGCAGUAAGCCCACGCUGAGAACCAAACCUGUGGUUCAACCGGUUGUUGUGCCAACUACCAACAAUUCUCGUAUAACAAGUGCCGCCGUGAACCGGAAGAAAAAGCAACGCCAAAUCGAAAUUGACAACCAGAUCCUCCGCAAGAAGCUGGAGAAAAUUGAACGAUCUCGUAGGAACGUUUGGUAGUAGCCGGGAGACCGAAUCGUGUAGCCAAAACAUCAACAUCAACUAGUUGAAGCCGGGCACCUAGAAUAGUUUAUAUCUCGUACUACAUGAAGUCAGCAGUUUUUCAUAUAGUAAAUGCUUUUAAGACUAUCACAAACUAACUCCAUCACAAACAGCAUCGAUCGUUGCCACCACAUAGCGCCAAACAUGUGGGAUUGGAUUUUCUUUUUUUUUUUAAUCUGCAAUUACCUAGAGACUUUAUUCGAGCGAAUCAAAUUUACGGAACAAUCAAAAUUUUGCUAAUAAAUUAUUGUAUACUUCUAGAAAA